Molecule: messenger RNA, 861 nt
Organism: Tetrapisispora phaffii CBS 4417
Lineage: Eukaryota; Fungi; Ascomycota; Saccharomycetes; Saccharomycetales; Saccharomycetaceae
Gene: CYC3
Product: holocytochrome c synthase CYC3
Exons: 1
Coding region: 1-861 (286 amino acids)
Biological process (GO): cytochrome c-heme linkage
Cellular component (GO): mitochondrion
Molecular function (GO): holocytochrome-c synthase activity
Source: RefSeq, a predicted model, not a curated record
AUGGGAUACUUUUGGGCAACUACAAUUGAAACUGAAAGUAGGUCUAGUUCUAAGUCAGAGGCAUCUGCUUGUCCAGUUAAUCAUGUUACUAAGAAGGUUAAUGAUGAGUCGGCAUGCACUGUUAUGCAUACUUCUCCUAAAAACGAUAUGCCUGCCUGUCCAGUAAUGCACGAUAGUAAAAACGAUACUGCAACCGGGAUGAAUCCAUUAAAUCAUAUACCAAAGGCUCUUCCAGUUGGUAAACAAGAAGGUCAGAAGUUGGAUUUGCCACAGGAAAGAACAGUGUCUUCGAUUCCUAAAGGUUCUGAUUCCACUGAAUUUUGGGAAUAUCCUUCUCCACAACAGAUGUAUAAUGCAAUGAUAAGAAAGGGAAAGAUCGAUCCAAAUACCGGGGAGGAAAUUCCAGAAGAUGCUGUCGAAUCGAUGGUAUUUGUUCAUAAUUUUCUGAAUGAGGGUUGUUGGCAAGAGGUUUUAAAAUGGGAGAAACCUUACACAGAUCAGACCAAUGUCGAACCCAAACUAUUGAGGUUCCAAGGGAAACCAAAUGAAAUGAGUCCAAGAGCCAAAUUUUAUAAUACACUAGGGAAGCUGUUUCCAAACUAUUUCUCUUCGGACCCUCCUUUUGACAGACACGAUUGGGUGGUUUUGAGAGCAGAUCCAACUUCCACAGAUAAGGAGCAUCCAGGUCUGAGAGAAGUUCGUUAUGUGAUUGAUUUUUAUGGAGGUCCUGAUGAUGACGACGGUCUUCCUACUUUCAAUCUUGAUAUUAGACCAGCUCUAGAUAAUUUUACAAAUUCAAAAGAUCGUCUAGUACAUUACACCAAAGAUAUAAUGGACAGAUAUUUCGCAAGUAAAAGAUAG